AUGUCACUCCAACAGCAUAAAGAGCUGUGUGAGCAGGCAGACGAACUCAGGACCAGUCUCCAAGACUUCAGCAACUUGGUGCGUACGACGUCUACACAACUGAACUCUUUCAACAGAUUGGCUUUGAAACAAGCCAGUUUCUUCAUGGCUGCUCAUUCCAUUUUUGAGGUGGAAACCAUGAAGUCUGUGGAUCCACAGCCAAGGUUUGUUGCACCGGAAGACGAAGGGGGAUCAGAAGUUGUUUGA
Messenger RNA from Kuraishia capsulata CBS 1993, 246 nucleotides. RefSeq lists its product as uncharacterized. Lineage: Eukaryota; Fungi; Ascomycota; Pichiomycetes; Pichiales; Pichiaceae. The record is from RefSeq and is a predicted model, not a curated record. The transcript is spliced from 2 exons. The coding region runs from base 1 to 246 and encodes 81 amino acids.